Messenger RNA from Penicillium lagena, 225 nucleotides. RefSeq lists its product as uncharacterized. The transcript has a single exon. The record is from RefSeq and is a predicted model, not a curated record. The coding region runs from base 1 to 225 and encodes 74 amino acids. Lineage: Eukaryota; Fungi; Ascomycota; Eurotiomycetes; Eurotiales; Aspergillaceae.
AUGUGGAACACGAUUGACGAUGAAAACUUUAGCGCCAGUAAGAUUGCCCUGUAUAAUACAAUGGCAAUGCUACUGCAAUUACAGCGAAAUAAGGAAGGAAUUGUGCUGGAACAGAAACUACACCGUGUCAAGCGCAACCUGGAAAUUUCAUUUAUCAAUCUCCAAAGCUUAGUUCGGCAGUCUGCUCAGGCUGAUGUUAUGAGAUAUAUGCCCAACAGUGUGUAA